AUGAAAAUUCAUAUGGUAGUCUUGUAUCUCUACCUUCUGAUUAUCGGUGCCAAUGGAGAAGCGAAGAAGAAAUCGGGUGGAAGGUUGACGCCGGAGGAGAAUAAGCAGAGGUUGGAGACUUGUGGAACGACAGCAAUUGACACUCCAUCCCGAGAUAACAAGGCUAUGGAGCUCGAAAAGUGGCCCAAUUGGGUGUCAUUUGCUGUGACUGCUGAUCAAAGAGGUGCUGGUGCCGCCUUGACGACUAUGAUAUCUCCCAGGCACUUUUUGACGUCUUCUCAAGUGGUUAUGGAUGAUAGUAGUUAUACGUGGCGAUAUAAUUCUAAAAGAGUCGGUAAUUGCCGUCAGAUGCCUCAAGGAAAGCUAGAAGUGCCCAAAGAGGCUCUCGAAAAACUACUGUUUUUUAAGAGCGGGUGUUUACCAAACUGCAAUAGACAGUCCCUUAUCCCUGUAACUCGAGCGGUGAUUCUGAAGUACUGUCAUAUUGAACCCGAGAUGUGGUGGUGGAGUCAAGCGGUGAUGGUUAUAGAGAUAGCAGAGGAUAUUGGUGUUGACGGUGGUUUUCCUUGUUUAGCUUAUGGCACCCAACAAAACGGUACACAGCUCGAUGUGUAUUCACAUCUCUGGAAAGGGCGGAACAAUCAAAGUAUAUUCCAUAGGAAACUGGAGUUGCUAAACACGGACGGGAUGUCUUACAAAUUCCUGCGCUACAAUGAAGACGGGGAACGCGGGAGUCCGGUGAUGAAGCAGGAUCAAAAUGGCAAAUGGAAUCUUGUCGGUCUUGGUGCUCAACAGAUCUCUGACAGUGAGACGGGCGUUUUGCGGAUGUCUUGGAUAGGAUGGCAGCUAUGUCGUGAGGUUGGCGUAUGUCGGGACACCCCGCCUCCACCACCCCCGCCAAAGCCGACGGACCCACCCAAAGUUGAGACCACCACCACGCCAACAACAACCAUGAAGGCUGAGCCAAAGAAGACAGAAAAACCAGAGCCACCACCUGUCAAGGAAGUGCCCAUCACAGUCAGACCCAUCACCCCUGCUACAAAGCCAAAGCCUACUGUAGCCGCUGGAAAACUGACGAAGAAGGAGAAUCUGCGCCGAUUGCUGACUUGUGGAAAGACACCGAUUGAAACCCCAUCCGGCAAUAACAUUUCUGUGGAGAUCACAAAGCGGGCUGACUGGGCGUGGGGGGCCAGAACUAAAGGUCAAAACGAUACUGGAACCGCCUUGACCACCAUGAUAUCUACCAGACACUUUUUGACGUCUUCUCAAGUGGUUAUAACUGACGAAAAGAAAUGGGUGUGGAAUUCUCAAAAAGUCGAAAAAUGUGAUGGUCCUGGGCAAGUACAUCUAGAGGUACCAAAAGACGCUCUUGGCAAAUUACAAUUUAGAGGAAAUUUGCUAUCUCGAGCAGUGAUUCUGGAUUACUGUAAAAUGGAUGAGAAAAUGUGGAAUAUGGCGCAAGGAGUGAUGAUUGUGGAGCUAGCGAAAGAUGUUGAGGAUGGUUUCCCCUGUCUCGCAGAUACUUCAACAGAUGGUGUUUACACGAAAGGAAAAGAGCUCGAUGUGUAUACAAUGUUUAUCAAAUCCGACAAAUUACUGCGCCAUAGAAAACUUACGUUAGGAGGUAACCAUGCGAAUUUUCUCGUAUUCGAUCGAUAUCAUGAAGAUGGAGAUCGUGGUGGCCAGAUUAUGGAUAAUGUGAAUGGAAGAUGGACGUUGGUUGGUCUUGGUGCAGGAGGAGCGUCUAAAAAAUCGGCUGCUUUUCGGAUAAGUUCUCUCCAGGAGCAGUUGUGUGAGGUGGUUGGUGUAUGUCAUUCGGAGCCCAUUCCCGUGCCGAGACCUACAAUCGCUGCGACAACUUCCAAGACCCCAGAAGCCCCACCUCCUCUUCCGACACCUCCUCCGGAGCAAUCUCCAGAAGCCCCGCCCCCUCCUGUUGCUCCGCCAGCUAGAAGACGAGAAGACGAGGAGACGGAUGAAGACUAUGAGAUGUUUUUAAAGAGAAAGAAGGAGAAGGAAGAGGCGGAGAUGUAUGAGAAUGAGGAUACGGAUAUAUUGAUUAGUAAGGAUGAUAUCAAUGGAAAUGAUCGAUGUGGUGGUGGUGGAUUUGAAAAAUGGAUUAUAGUUUUGUGUCUUUUUGUGUUUUUUGUUUGA
This is a messenger RNA of Caenorhabditis remanei, 2154 nucleotides long. RefSeq lists its product as uncharacterized. The transcript has 9 exons. NCBI's taxonomy places the organism in Eukaryota, Metazoa, Nematoda, Chromadorea, Rhabditida, Rhabditidae. The record is from RefSeq and is a predicted model, not a curated record. Bases 1 to 2154 code for a protein of 717 amino acids.